Messenger RNA from Raphanus sativus (radish), 1410 nucleotides. RefSeq names its product probable carboxylesterase 8. The record is from RefSeq and is a predicted model, not a curated record. Gene Ontology annotation, molecular function: hydrolase activity. Bases 193 to 1167 code for a protein of 324 amino acids. NCBI's taxonomy places the organism in Eukaryota, Viridiplantae, Streptophyta, Magnoliopsida, Brassicales, Brassicaceae. The transcript has a single exon.
AUGGAUAGCAUUCUAAUAUAGGCAAACCCAACUACAAGUUUGAAUGAAAACGUCUCCGUCUUUAAUGAAAACGUUGAUCUUUUCAACCUCUCACAGAUCUUUAGCUUUUCAACCCUUCUUCAUAAUCACACACACACUUCACCACAGACACGAUAUCUCCAUUUCUCUCUCUCUCUAUCUGAAGCAUCAUCCAUGGAAGCUCCUCCACCUUCAAGCGACCCAUACAAGUUCCUCAACAUAACACUCAACUCAGACGGGUCUCUCACCAGACACCGCGACUUCCCCAAACUACCCCCAACCGAGCACUCAAAAGACAUACCCUUAAACCCAAACAACAAAACCUUCAUCCGUCUCUUCAAGCCACGGAACAUCCCCCCGGAGUCAAAACUCCCGAUCCUCGUCUACUUCCACGGCGGCGGUUUCAUCCUCUACAGCGCCGCCUCCGCUCCUUUCCACGAAUCUUGCAGCAAAAUGGCCGACCGCCUCCAAACCGUGAUCCUCUCCGUCGAGUACCGUCUAGCUCCCGAGCACCGUCUCCCGGCGGCGUACGACGACGGCGUCGAAGCGAUCCUAUGGCUCCGAGACCAAGCCCGCGGCGGAGGAGACUGCGACGCAUGGCUGAAAGACAGCGUAGACUUCUCCAAAUGCUUCGUGAUGGGGUCGAGCUCCGGCGGGAACAUCGUCUACGGCGUCGCGCUGCGUGUCGCGGAGACUGAUCUCUCUCCCGUCAAGAUCCAAGGGCUGAUAAUGAACCAGGCUUUCUUCGGCGGCGUCGACACGUCGGACUCGGAGUCGCGUCUGAAAGACGACAGGAUCUGUCCGUUGACAGCUACUCAUUUGCUUUGGUCGCUUUGUUUACCUGAGGGUGUAGAUCGUGACCACGUGUACAGUAACCCGAUUAAGAGCAGUGGUCCGGUGGAGAGAGCGAAGAUGGGACGUUUUCCGUCGACUCUCGUCAACGGUUACGGCGGGGAUCCGUUGGUUGAUCGGCAGAGAGACGUGGCGGAGAUGUUGAGGUCACGUGGAGUGCACGUGGAGACGAGGUUUGAUGAAGAUGGGUUUCAUGCGUGCGAGUUGUUUGAUGAGAACAAAGCCAGGGCUCUGUAUGACACCGUUGAGGCGUUUAUGAAGAGUUGUUCCACGACUGCACCGUCGUCCAACAUGUAGUAGUCUUCUCCAGUGAAGUCCUUAUGAGUUAUAUCUACCAUAAAAUGAAUUAUGCAUGCAAUAUGUUGUAAGCGAGUUGCAUUGCAUGUCGCUCUGUGUCUAUCAAAAUAUAUAUGUAUGAUCUGGUACGUAAUAAUGGUUCUAAAUCUAUCUAAUAUUGUACGGUGUUCAAAAUGAUACAAAUGUUCAAGUGCCAUUUAGUGCUAAAUUAUCGAUGCUUGACCACUAUGGUUUGAGUUUCUA